GUCUCUCUCAAGCUCAGCAGUCUCUGCCGUCCUUCGCCAUGGCCACCACUGUCAGGCAAUACUCCUCCUCCACGUCCCUCAAGGGAUUCGGCGGCUUAGGUGGAGGCUCCAGCAGGCUGUCCUCCGUGCAUGUUGGUGGAGGAGGGUACAGAGCCCCCAGCGUCAGCGGAAGGACCAGUAGCUACUCGGUCUCUUCUCGCACUGUCUCGGGGCUUGGAAGUGCCCUGGGUGGAGGCUACGGGGGCAGCUACUGCAGCAGCGUAGGAGGGGGCCUUGGCAGUGGCUUUGGGGGUGGCUAUGGGGGCAGCUUCGGCAGUGGCUUUGGGGGAGGCUUUGGGGGCGGCUUUGGAGGCGUCUUUGGAGGCGGCGAAGGCAUUCUGCAAGCUGGAGAAAAGGAGACGAUGCAGAACCUCAACGACCGCCUGGCUGCCUACCUGGACAAAGUGCGUGCCCUGGAGGAGGCCAACACUGACCUGGAGGUUAAGAUCAGGGAAUGGUACAAGAAGCAGGCACCUGGUCCAGACCGUGACUACAGCCCCUAUUACAAGACUAUCGAGGAGCUGAGGAGCAAGAUUCUUGCUGCAACUGUAGAAAAUGCCAACAUUGUCUUACAGAUUGACAAUGCCAGACUGGCAGCUGACGAUUUCAGAACCAAGUUUGAGACAGAGCAGGCUCUGCGCCUGAGCGUGGAGGCCGACAUCAACGGCCUGCGCAGAGUCCUGGACGAGCUGACUCUGGCCAGAGCUGACCUGGAGAUGCAGAUCGAGAACCUGAAGGAGGAGCUGGCCUACCUCAAGAAGAACCAUGAGGAGGAAAUGAAUGCCCUGCGUGGGCAGGUGGGUGGAGAGAUCAGCGUGGAGAUGGAUGCUGCUCCUGGAAUCGACCUCACCAAGAUCCUGGCUGAGAUGAGAGAGCAGUACGAGACCUUGGCCGAGAAGAACCGCAGGGAUGCCGAGCAGUGGUUCUUCAGCAAGACGGAAGAGCUGAACCGGGAGGUGGCCAUCAACACGGAGCAGCUUCAGAGCGGCAAGACGGAGAUCACGGAACUGCGACGCACCAUCCAGAGCCUGGAGAUAGACCUGCAGUCCCAGCUCAGCAUGAAAGCGGCCCUGGAAGGCACCCUGGCUGACACAGAAGCUCGCUAUGGCACCCAGCUGGCCCAGCUCCAAGGCCUCAUCACCAGCGUGGAGGAGCAGCUGGCCGAGCUGCGGUGCGACAUGGAGCGCCAGAACCACGACUACAGGAUCCUGCUGGAUGUCAAGACCCGCCUGGAGCAGGAGAUCGCCACGUACCGCCGCCUCCUGGAGGGCGAGGACGCCCACAUCUCUUCCCAGUACUCCUCCGCUAUGUCCUCACACUCUGGUAGAGAUGUAAUGACAACUUCCCGCCAGGUCCGCACAAUCGUUGAGGAGGUCCAGGAUGGGAAGGUGGUCUCCUCCCGGGAGCAGGUUGCACUCACCACCCGCUAGGAGUACCCUUGACUGCAGGCUUGAGAGAGCGAAGGCUGAAACAAGCCCUGUCUGAGGCUGUUUUUGAUGGGGUUACGUCACAGAAAGCAGCCAGCUUUGUUUUUCUGCUUCCCGUUCCUCUUUUACCCUAAUUUCACUUGGG
This is a messenger RNA of Struthio camelus australis, 1611 nucleotides long. Its product is annotated as keratin, type I cytoskeletal 14. Gene Ontology annotation, cellular component: cytoskeleton. The record is from RefSeq and is a predicted model, not a curated record. Gene Ontology annotation, biological process: epithelial cell differentiation; intermediate filament organization. Lineage: Eukaryota; Metazoa; Chordata; Aves; Struthioniformes; Struthionidae. Gene Ontology annotation, molecular function: structural molecule activity.